This is a messenger RNA of Neofelis nebulosa (Clouded leopard), 1586 nucleotides long. RefSeq names its product 6-pyruvoyltetrahydropterin synthase (gene PTS). Gene Ontology annotation, molecular function: 6-pyruvoyltetrahydropterin synthase activity. The record is from RefSeq and is a predicted model, not a curated record. Gene Ontology annotation, cellular component: mitochondrion. NCBI's taxonomy places the organism in Eukaryota, Metazoa, Chordata, Mammalia, Carnivora, Felidae. Gene Ontology annotation, biological process: tetrahydrobiopterin biosynthetic process. Bases 100 to 828 code for a protein of 242 amino acids. The transcript has 7 exons.
CCUUGAGGCCCACCUCUGAGUAACCAGCCAGGGGAGGUUAUUAUAGCCAGGGCUUUCUAGAAGUGAGGGCGAGGAGCAUGUCACAGAGGUCUUUCCAGUAUGCAGUGUGGCCAGGCUGACCCUCACGGCCCGAAGUGGCCUGAGGCUGAGCAGACCUUGGAACGAAAGACACUGAGACCUCACCCACGUUUUCUGACUGCUGGUAGGUUUACCUACCUUAUCCCCGCUCUUGCUGUCCAAGAGACUGACAGGACGGGACGCUUUACUGCCUCCGGGCCAGCAGAGGGAGCCAGCCGCAGCGCGGAGCCGAGAGCGCGUCCCAGGGCGCCGGCCGCACUGCGCAGCCGCGGAACGCUCGGCCUAUCCCCGCGGCGAACCGAACCGGGAGGCAACGCGAUGAGCGCGGCUGGCGCGGGCGUGGGCGGUCGCCGCUGGGCGCGACUGUCCCGCCUCGUCUCCUUCAGCGCGACCCACCGGCUCCACAGCAAAUGUCUGAGUAAGGAAGAAAAUUUGAAACUGUAUGGGAAAUGCAACAAUCCAAAUGGCCAUGGGCACAAUUAUAAAGUUGUGGUGACAGUUCAUGGAGAGAUUGAUCCUCUUACAGGCAUGGUUAUGAAUAUGACCGACCUCAAAGAGUACAUGGAGGAGGCAAUUAUGAAGCCCCUUGAUCAUAAGAAUCUGGAUCUAGAUGUGCCAUACUUUGCAGAUAUUGUAAGCUCCAUAGAAGGAGGUAGGAGAGAAGGAAGAGGACAGAGAAGGGAGGAGAAGGACCAGGAGCUCCAGGAUGGUUUGAAGUUGGAGAUGACAGCCUGUGAAAGGUUUGGCUGAUCCAAAAUGGGAUAUUUGGAGAAUGUUCCUCGGCACCUCGAAGAGAAGCAUCAGAUUGGGAAGGAAAGACCAAGAUUCAGGAGCCAGACAGUUCUGCCACUUACUUGCUGCAGUGGAACCCUGAGCCAUCACCUCACUUCUCUCGGCUUCAGGCUGCUUGUGAACCAGAUGGGAGAGUAACACUGUCCCUGCCUAACUCGCUCGAGUUUCCUCCCACAGACUGAAGGUGAACAGUGCCUCCUGGCAUGCAACAUGCCAUCAUCCACAGGGGCAUCGUUCUCUCAAAUGGAUGUGGACAGACUACAGACUAUGAUGCAGAUACUACCCCUGAAAAUAAUAAAAAUGCCCAUUUUCUUUAAGUCAGAGAAUUUGCCUCAGGUGAGCUCUUGCUGGGGCUCAGUUAACCUGGGUGUCUGGACGUCAUAGCCCCCUGGUUCAGGUUUGCGCAGAGAACAGGCAGAAACAGCCCCACCCAGCUAACUCUAUCACAUGUUCUCUUUCUUUCUGUUUCUGCCCCCACUUCCCAUUUGGGUCAAAGACACAUGUUUUAUGUGACUGAGCGCAGGAGUGGAGGGGUGUGCUCUGAAGUUCUGAUGAACUCCCUAUAGAAGGCAAAGGACGACAGAGAGAACGGCUUCUCACCUGUGUAGUUUCUGUUGCUGUCAUAGACAUCUGAAUUGACCAUGAUGCCUGGGCCAGUGGUGGUGACCUCACUGAAGAACAUGCAUUUGUCAAUUUCACCUGCAGAGCUGGCAGAA